AUGGAUUUGCUGAGUCUGGUUGAAGGAGGCUCUUUAGAGGCCGAAAACGGCAAAGCCGCUACUCCACCUGUACCGGUACCGGCGAAUGGAGUGUACUAUCUUCCAGUCCCCCAGACAGCCGUGCAAAAAGAUUUAGUCGAAGUGCUGUUCAAGCUUCACAGGCACCACCUAGUCAAAAUGCUGAAAGCAAAUUCAGAUUUGAAACAUGAAGAAAUGGGGAGUUAUGCCACUCAGGUAUUGACCUCGAAAAAUAUGUUGGAGCUGCUGAUCAUAAACAUGAAACUGAUCAACACCCAUGUUACGCUCCUGGUGAAGCAUUUUAUGCCGAGGAAAUUGUUAUUGAUGGAAUCACACCAGCAAAUAGCGAUAGGAAGUGGCAAGUUUGUUGCUUUGGACCGGUUUUUGAGCGAGCUGGAGCCCGUGAAAAAGACCGUUCUCAUUUGUGCUCGUGGCGUGAAAGAGUUGGAUCUCGUAGAAGGCUUGAUGAUUGGGCGAAAAUUGAACUACAAAAGAUUCACGGGUACAUCUUUGUAUGACCAGGAAUCGACCAGCAAGCAGGUGAUCCAGAAAAAGUACCGCUCCAUAGUACACAAGAAGGCCAAGCUACAGGUUGGAGGGUCCAACGGUAAAGAAGAGAGCGAGGACUUGAAGAAAUCUAAGAGGAAGAAGAUAACAGAAGACGACUAUGUUCCCAGGAAAUCCAAGAAUCACCCAGAUGUGUCGCUUUUGGAACAAGAUUUCAGCUGUGAGAUAUUUCUGGUUCUCUCUGAUCAGGUAUCCCAGAUGACUGGGUCUGUGGACCUGAUUAUUUCGUUGGAUCCGUUUCUUUCUGUGGACUCGGCUUCGAUUCAUGUGCUCAGAACCUCCAACUCUAGACCAAGCGAAUUCAAAGAUAAGGCAGUACUUGCGCCGGUUGUAAAGUUCGUCACGCUUAACUCUGUGGAACACGUGAUGCUGAACGUUCCUGGCUUUGAGUCUGGAGACCUUCUUCCGCUUGUAGGAGAAGAAGAGCUCGAGCAGUUGGUCCAGAUAGUUGGCUGUAACAGGGGUAAUGUGGAAACCUAUGAUGAAUCGAAACCCUCUGAGCAUUUUGAUGGACUCGGGAACUGGCUAGAGGAUCCGUUGACCAAUAAGUGGUCUGGUCUUUUGGAACUUCCCAAGCCUGAAGCUCAGUUCCCUGAAGACAAAGAAUCUCUGGAAGCUACAUUGACCCGAGAUUUUUCAGAAGGAGUUUACGAGUUUGACCACAAGGAAGUCCUUCCCGAAAGCAACGGCGACGGAAACGGUACAAAGAAGCUCAAGACCGAACAUACCAGCCUUCCCGACUUUACCUACGAGGAAUAUCUCAAGCAGCUGACCACGCUGGUACUUGAAAGAUUUGAGAAAGUGGGCCAUUUGCUGGAAAAGGGGAAAAAGCUCUCGCAAGCCAUAAAGAACAGAGAAACACAGGAGCAGGCGGCGAUGGAGGAUAAUAACGAAAGGAUAGGACUGUAUUAUAAAGAGUUGAAAGAGUCCGAGGUGAAGGCAUCGGCUCUGGAGAGAAGGGCUGAAAGGCUCGAUGGUGAUCACAUCAAAAUAUCGAAAAUCGAGCAAGCCUUGGUUCAAAGACUUGAGACUUUGAAAUCACAAGUACAAAGUCUGGAGUCAGAUUCUCAACCGACUCUUUUCGAAGAACAAGAAGCGGAAAUUGAGAAGCUGAAGCUUCAAGUUGAGACCAUCACAUCUCAUAUAGAGACAACCUCGGCAGAGUUGGAGUCUUUCAGGACAAAGUACCAAGAGAAGAGCUCCGAGGCUGCAGGGUUAUCUCAAAAGGUGACUUCUCUGGAAUCAAAGCGUGAUAGUCUACUAAAGGAGUCGAACGGACUGAGUACCAGCCUAAGACAGCUCUUGCUUGACGAUGCUAAACUAUCUUACAAUGAAGAGUGCGAGCUCCUGAGGCGCAAGAACGAGUUCCUGACGGCCUAUGCGCACAAGAUCGGAGAGAUGGUAAAGGAGAAGAACAGUACAGUCCUGAGCAGGGGUAUAAGGGUAAGCAGGUCCUCCACGCCUUAUGCUGGAUAG
Kuraishia capsulata CBS 1993 is the source of this 2061-nucleotide messenger RNA. RefSeq lists its product as uncharacterized. The transcript has a single exon. Bases 1 to 2061 code for a protein of 686 amino acids. Lineage: Eukaryota; Fungi; Ascomycota; Pichiomycetes; Pichiales; Pichiaceae. The record is from RefSeq and is a predicted model, not a curated record. Gene Ontology annotation, cellular component: HDA1 complex.